Messenger RNA from Vicia villosa (hairy vetch), 1841 nucleotides. RefSeq lists its product as uncharacterized. The record is from RefSeq and is a predicted model, not a curated record. Lineage: Eukaryota; Viridiplantae; Streptophyta; Magnoliopsida; Fabales; Fabaceae. The transcript has 8 exons. Bases 81 to 1673 code for a protein of 530 amino acids.
AAGACAAGAGAAGAAGCUACGCCGUUUUGGAAGAUGCAAAGAAACUUAUUUGCUACUACAUUUUUUUCGUUUUUCUCGUGAUGGCAGUUGCAGCCUUCAAAUCCUCUUCACGAAGAGGAAACCAAUCAUCAUCUUCUUCCACUUCAACUCCCACCACCGUCACCACCUCCGCCGCCGCAAACAACAACCGAGCUCCUCCAACUCGAAGGUCAAGAAGCGUAAGCGCGUUUUCGAGAACAUCCACUUUCGAUUUUUCCAAUGAGUUUCUUAACAAGAGGGAUAACCCUCUCUUUGACCAAAUUUCAAAACCUCCGGUUCUAGAGACUUCGCCUCCUCCUGUUAGGGGACGUUCUGUGGCGCGAAAUGGUGAACCGAAUCGGAAGGAUGCGGGUCGGAGUGUUUCUAGGGUGGAUACAGGUCGACGAUCGACCCGGUCUGCUUCGCAGUGUCCGGUUUCGCGACGGAGCUUCAACUAUUCCACUUCUGAGAGCGAAGCUGAUUGUAAAGCUAGGAAUGGUCUGAAGUUAGGUGGGAGUAACAGAAAAGAUGGUUUGUUUGGAAGACCUGAUAAAGAUGCGAUUGAUCAAGAGAAAGAUAUGCGCAGAUGGUCUAGUCAGCAUUCGACUAUUGAUGUCUCAGAUUGUUUUACUUCAAACUCAUUUGGUUCACAAACUCAAAAUUGUGAUGAUGCGGUUUCUACCGCAAGUUCUGGAUUCGGAUGUGAUGAGAAAACUAUCAAAGCAGUUUGUGAGCAGAAGUCAGUACAAAGGGAUCAGCCAGGAGGAAGUGAUAUAUAUGAAACAGUUCGUUCUGAAGUGAGGCGAGCUAUUUCUGAGAUUCAGAUUGACCUCGAAAGUGCUAUUCAAGUUAGCAAUGCUUCUGCCAUUACUGUUACCGACAUGGCUGAUAUUCAUCCUGACUUGCUGAGCCCUGGUACACUAGAAUUAGCAUUGGAGACUAGAAGAGAAUAUACCAAAAAGCUUGAAGAGGCCGAAGAGCGAGCUAGACGUCUUCGAGCAGAUCUGGCAGUUGAAGAACAUCGAGUGCGAGAACUAGAUAGAAUCUUGAGGGAAGUUCUUCCAUAUCCCAAGAACCCUAAUAUACCAAAGUCUCGUCCAUCAAGAAAAUCUAGCAUUGAAAGAAAAAGGAUGUCAAGACGUCUUGCAGAAGAUGCCAAGGCUUAUUUUGAUGAGUGUGUAUCACUAUCAACAUUCGAUAGUUCGGACUUUUCAUCUCAAGAGGAUCCUCCACUCAGUAUGGUUGGUCCAUCUACUCCAUCUCGUUUAACCGAGGAAUCCAGCACUCGAGAACAAUCACAUGAUAUCCAUUAUGACACAUUGCCGCCACCAGCCAGCAUUGAUUCUGAGGAAGCUAUCCAUGAACAAGUCAGCUCAACUGCUGAUAGCAAAGAAACUGAUUCUAAACUCUGCUUCUCCUUUGCACAGAAACCAUCUGAAGGCACUACAGUUCAACAAGAUAUCCAACAGUACAUAAAAAAGUUUGAAAAGAGUGUUUCAAAGUUGCCAACUAUGAGAUCAAGUUAUGGUGAGAUGCGUGACUAUAGUUUCCAAUCAUCAGCUGAGAGCUUGUUGAUUGAUAGGGUGAUGCUAAGAAGUAGAAUUGAAUCUGGUAGGUUUUUACUCUGUGGUGGUGGUAACUUUUGGUCAUCUUAAGCCUUUAUGUAGUUUAUACCUUUUCCCUUUUUGCAUUAUAUAUGUAUAUGUGCUUGCUUGGUACAUGAAAUGUGUUAUUCAAGAUGGGUGAAUUUAAUAAUAUUUAAAUUGAAUAAAUAUUAUUCCAAGUCAAUUUUGACUUCCACCAGUAUUACUUUGACUUACCAU